CUUCAGUCUUCUUCCGUGCUUUGCUGAUAGCGCGUGAACAGCUAUUUCUCUGUCAGUCAAGUUAUACGAAAAUCAAGAAAGCUAUUUCUCUAUACUUCUUUAAAUCUAGAAAUAUUCAUAUAGUCAUAAACAUGAAGUAUAUUUGUUGCACAUGUUUUUAUUCCAUAAUACACGAUAUGCUUCUACAAUUGUGUCACGUUUAUUCUAAUCUGCAAAGCAUAUUGCUGCCCCACGAGACGAAACCGUGCCUAACCGAAAAAAUUGUAGAAAAGCUUUACUCGUCGGACCGAGUAAAGAAUUUAGAAGAUUUUCUAAACGAAGGCAAAGAGUACUUAAACCUGGCGAAUAGUUUGGAUGAGUGCAAUCAAAGGAAUCCGACGAUAUUUGCGAUUAUGUUAAAAGCUUUGGACAUUUAUUCAAGGUUAAAAGUCCAGUUUCAAAGUGUGAAUUAUGAUCAAACGAUUACUGGCAUCAGCAUCUUUGAGCAUUGCGAUAGGAUAAACAGCGACGAAGAAUAUUAUGAUUAUUUGUACGAUAGUGACACCGAUUAUAGUAUCAAUAGCGAUAUGAGCGACAAUGAUGAUCCUUUCGUUUGGUUCUCUGAUUAUGAUGGUCACAUUAACCAGGUGGAUUUCAUCGGCCAGAGUUUUCAUUACAAAAUUAUGCUGAUGAAAAUAGAGUUGCUGAUUACGCGAAUUCAAAACGUAUACAUCGCAUUCAUCAGGAAUCGCUUGUUAUUUGCCUUAAUACUGAUGAAUUAUUUCAAGAGAUUGGAUCUGUUUCUAUCUAACAACGCGGAAAUUUUAAAUUUGCAUAAACUAACAAGAAGUCAGCUACAGGAUAUCCGCUACAAAUACAAUCUCUUGAAGCAAUUGACAGAGCGCAUUGCUGAGACUCUGGCUGUAUUCUGAUAUUCACGGCAGUGUUGCGAUAUGGGACCGGUUGUAUGCGCAUGUGCGGCUCUGCGCAUGUGCGGUGAUGGAAAUCCAGUGCCGUUAUAUGUUGUGUGUU
This is a messenger RNA of Linepithema humile (Argentine ant), 1011 nucleotides long. RefSeq lists its product as uncharacterized. Lineage: Eukaryota; Metazoa; Arthropoda; Insecta; Hymenoptera; Formicidae. The record is from RefSeq and is a predicted model, not a curated record.